GGAGAAUUUUAAACGUGGCCUGUGGCGGGUUUCUGCAGAUCCCAAUCGUUGAUGCGUUGAAUCUAUAUAGCCGUACCGAGGUAAUGUUGAGUUGUUAACUCGCACAGGGAAAGGUUUGCAGUGUAUAAGCCAGUUUCAUCUGACAUGACACACACCACCUGGGUUCGACUGCAAAUGAUAGAGGUUUCCAUCAGUUUAGGCGGCGGUCAUAUUUGUUUCUACUCAGUCAUCUCCUUUUUAAGGGGGACCUUUGGAGGGAAGGUUGCAGAGCUCGCUAAACACUGACCGGAAGCUUGUUCGUUUUGAAACAGCUCAUCUGAUUCGUGGGAUUUGUGGGAUUUGUUGCUGUUCAAGGGACGUCUGCGAAUCAGAACCAUCGUUUCUUGAUGAUAAACUGACAACGAAGUUCAGGGGAAAAAACAUACAGCCUAAAUGCUGCCUGGAAGCAGACGAUAUAACGAGGACUUACGUGAGGAGCACGGACAACGGGGAAAACAAAACCUCAUCAGCGGAGCUCAGACCGGAGGUGAAAGAAAAGUGGACGUGAAAUUUGACCAAGGAUUAGGAACUCGAGGGUAGCUACCGUGUACAGAAUGGCACCAAUGCAACACCACCAUCACCUCGCCGCCAUUUUCAUAUUCAGCGUACUGUCAAUGUGUCUUCUGCCUGACCUGGUUCAAGCCGUCCGUAGAGGGCCGGCCGGCACGUGCGAGGUAGGGAUCAGCUUUAUUACGGUAGAGGAGGAGUUUGAAAGUAGUGACGGGGGGUCAGUCAUCUCGUGUACGGGUACGACUACCGUGAAUCAGUGUGAGGGCGAGUGCGUUACCACCUCAACCCCAAGUGUGACUGAACCGACUGGAUACUCAAAGAUAUGCAAAUGCUGCAGGGAACAGAGCUUGAGACCGAAGCAGGUAAUGCUAAGUGAUUGCUAUGACAGCGCAGGAAACGCCAUCACUGGUCAACAAUAUCCAGUCUACGUUCCGGAGCCAGCUUCAUGUAGUUGUCAAAAAUGCUCUCGCUAAUUAACAUAAUUAGGGCCCGAUUAGGAAUCUGUAACUUUUGCCCGUGUACGAAUUUGUGCACUAGACAAACUGUAUACAUUAUAAGCUAUGUAUUUUGUUUUACAUGAUUACAAGCUGGUUAUAACAAGUAGGUUCUGGACCGAGUAAGGUUUGAGACAAAACUAGAACUUUCAAGUAUUUCCCAUUGUGAGUUAAGUGGGGGUUUCCAGCCUUAGCUUCACUUGGGAAAAGACUGACCACCCUCACCAAAAGCAGGUUAUAUUUUUCCAGAUUUUUGAACACGAGUUUUGAGAUGAAUAUACAGUGAAAAAAAAGGGGCGUUAAAGGUCACAAACAUGUAUUUAAAGAAAAUCAAAAACAGCAUCAUAUAAUACUAAAAUAACACCAUAUUGAAAAUGUGUUGCCAGAAACUAGUGUUAAUUUUACACACUAUGUUAUGAACGGUAAAUGUUUUUUUUUUUAUCUUUGUGACCAUACUGGGUUCAAUUUUACUUCCCCAGUUUGUGCAGUUUGUUUUUGUCAUCGGGCUGUAAGAUUCCAUUUAUUUGCAUUUUUACUUGGUGGUCGUAUUUAGUAGCAUGCUGAAAGGGGCUGGUAUGAGCAAAACGUUCGACUAAACAUCCCUCUUACCCGACUCUGAUGUUAAAACAUAGAUAGCAUUCAUCGUGCCUGUAGAUGUAACAAUGUAUUAUGUCUUUAGAACCCUAUGUCGCCCUAAGAAACUGCUUAUGAUCAAGGGUGUUGUCACAUUAUUAUACAUACAAUCAAAAUUAACACCAUAUGGUGUUUAAAUAACACCAAUGUAAUUGUGGUUGGAGAGUUUGGUGUUAUUUUAAAACCCAAUCAGUUUGUUUCUCUUGUUGGAUAUGUGACAACACGAACGGUAACAAUUUUAACACAACGACUACUACAAGUGUAAUAAAGAAUAAUUGGGAGUAAACUUAAACUUUUAAAAGAAUGUGUUGUAAUUGUCAGCUGAUGCUAAUUGUGUGACGUAUGUAUACGAGCAAUGUCGUGAGGCAAACGAUUCAUUUACGGAGGCUCAUAGAAGACAAGGUCAAUUUUUUUUUGAAACUUAAGUAAAAUU
Messenger RNA from Asterias rubens (European starfish), 2109 nucleotides. RefSeq names its product partner of bursicon-like. The record is from RefSeq and is a predicted model, not a curated record. Gene Ontology annotation, biological process: G protein-coupled receptor signaling pathway. The transcript has 4 exons. NCBI's taxonomy places the organism in Eukaryota, Metazoa, Echinodermata, Asteroidea, Forcipulatida, Asteriidae. Gene Ontology annotation, molecular function: G protein-coupled receptor binding; neuropeptide hormone activity. Gene Ontology annotation, cellular component: bursicon neuropeptide hormone complex; extracellular region. Bases 594 to 1022 code for a protein of 142 amino acids.